AUGUCCAAGACUCCCAACCUUCUGCAAGGCCAUAGAUUCUUUGUCACGUUCUGCUACCUACCAGAUGAGCAGAUUAAGCUCCGAAGCCUUCUCGAACUUAACGGUGGCACCGUCGUGGAGACUGUGCAGGAUGCGGAUUACAUCGUUACGGAUACUUGGGAGUUUGAGGAUAAGGACGAUAUGCCUGAGAACUCUGCGCUAGUCACACGAAAAUGGGUAGAGAAGAGUUUAGUACAAGGGAAGCUUCUUGAACUGAAGGAAUAUUCUCCGGAUCCGUCCAAGUUAUUCUCGGGUGUGGUUGGUUGUGCGACCGAGUUACAGAGCUCAGACGUUGAGAUCCUAUCUACUGUGAUUGAGUACUUGGGCGGCAGCUGGCGGUCUGGCUAUACACGCGACGUCACCCAUCUCUUCGCUAUACGGGCCGGAUCUGACAAAUAUCAAACCGCGAUGCACUUUCAAAAAGAGACGGGCGUGAAGGUCGUCGUUCCUCACUGGUUCGACGACUCCAUACACUUCGGCUGUCGCGACUUGGAUACUACGGCGUACGAAUGGCCGAAUCCUGAAGUCCUUUCAGGUGGGCCGGCGGUUAACAGGAUCAAGCCCAUAAGAAGACCCGACCUCAAGGCUCUGCAUGAUUUGCCAGGAGAGAAGUUGGACCUCUACGAGAACGUGAUGGCGGCUGGCGAACCCUCUCACCAGAACCUGCCGAGGAGUCUGGUCAACGAUGUUUGGGAUGGACGGAAGAUCCUGUUAUCGCCUGACCUCGAAUUGUCGCCUGCCGGUCUGAAAGUGGUUAAGGAGAGUAUCGAGCGUUGUGGCGGCGAAAUAAUCGGAUACGGGGACGACUUUGACGCGGUGACGCUUGACCAAUUCGACGUUCUCGUCGCGCGACACCGCUGGGGUCACAUGUAUCUCCAGGCUGUGCGCGCGAAGAAGACGGUUGGCAGCUUAGCUUGGCUAUUCUAUGUCCAAUCUACUGGCGCGCUGGUCUCUCCCAUAGACCAACUCCUGCACUUUCCGAUACCGAAGAAUCCCGUGGCGGGCUUUGACAAACAGGAAGUCACCGUCACAAACUACACUGGACAGUCGCGAGAUUACUUGAAGAAGCUUAUCGAUAUCAUGGGCGGCAAGUUCACGGCCAGCAUGUCAGGCAAGAACACUGCCCUCGUCGCCGCGUAUUUGAACGGACAGAAGACCGACAAAGCGCAGGGCUGGGGCAUACCCAUCGUUAACCAUCUUUGGCUUGAAGACUGCUUCCUUCAGUGGAGGACAGUGAGCGUGGGGACGGAAAAGUAUGUGCACUUCCCGCAGGGCCUUAACUUCGCGGUACAACUUGGCCGAUCAGGGUUGGAUUGGCAGACCCUGUUGGACGGCACACAGGAUGUGGAGGAGGCGAUGGAGAAGGAUCGAUUAGCUCGUGUGAUGGCCGAGGCACAGGAUGGUCUGGAGGGACCGAAUGCGGGCGACGGCGCGGAGAUGGAAGUUGAUGAUGGUGACGAGGAGGCGCCUGCAGAUGAAGACGCCAUGGAUGUCGACGACGCUCGGCCGCCCACUCCACCACCACGGGAGGCACCCAAGCGGGGCGUCAAAGGGUCAGCGAAAACCACGCCUCGGCAGGCGCCUGGGACUACCUUGCGCAAGCCACCGGCGAGCUCCAAGAAGCAGACCUCUGAUGGUGAAGCCAGCUCUCACGAAGACGAAGACGUACAGUCCUCUCCUACGCGCAGACCCCGGGGACGGCCAAAGCGCUCUUCCUCUCGGUCGGGCAACGCACCCAAGCCGAAGCCCACCACGGCCUCCCGCCCGCGCAGGUCGACCGGUGGAAGAGCGAAAGCCGACGCGUCUCCCACCAAAUCUGCGCCACACGCUAGCGACACUGAUACUGACGCUGCUCCCGUGCCCUCUUCCUCCGCUCAGCGGGUCACCAGGUCGAUGAGCCGGCAGCGUGCUGAUGAUGAAGACGAUGAAGCCCCUUCGAAGCCACCCUCCCGCGCUGCCAAACCCAAACCGUCUACGAGAGCGCGAAAGGUGACAGUGCCGUCUGAAGACGAGGAUGGGGCGGAUGAGGCGGAUGUUGUGAACCCUCGCGGCAGGACACGCUCUCGUGCAGGUCCCAGUGAGCCCCCGUCCAAGUCCAAGGCGUCGGGGACCAAGUCCACCGCAAAAGGGAAGGGAAAGGCUCCCGAGUCCCGUGGUACUGCCUCUCGCUCAACGCGUUCUAAAGCCGCGCCUGUAGACAAGAACGACGAUCAUACGGACACGGAGUCUGAGGACGCUAGUCCUACGAAGGCUGCUCAGGCGCGGAGAACUGACAAGGCCAACGCGGCCUCUUCCCCGUCUAAGACGUCAAAACCGACGCGACGGCUGUCGGUCGUUAUGCCGCCAGUCGGUACCGGCCGUUCACUUUCCCAACAGUCCGUUUCUCGAAACGUAUCGCCGUCAAAGGACAAAGGCAAGGGCAAGGCGCUCCACAACAACGCCGCGGGCACCGCUACCGACUCGGACGAAGACGAACCUCCCACACGGACGGCUCCAUCUAAGACGCCCGCAAAGACGCCUGCGAAAUCUGUGCCUCAAGAUCUGACGACCCCUUCUACCGCCGGCCGGGCACGACGUACUGCUGCAGACAAAGCUACGCGGCGUCUACAUGACGAGAUCAUGCCGGACGUCAACAACUUCCAACAGCAGCUUCGCCGUGGCAACGUGCGAGCCCUAGGAGAGAAGGAGCGUGAAGCGGAGUCUCGUGCGAAGGAUAAGGGCAAGGACAAGUCGAAGAAUGAUGAGGACAAGAAGCGCCGGCGGGGAAGUGCGGACGAUGAGGAGGAGGAUGCGGAAGAAGAGGAAGAAGAGGGGCGCGAUGUCAAGAAGCCGCGAACAUCUACCAAAGGCAAGGCGAAAGCUGGCUCGGAAGAUGUCGAGGACUCGGCAAAGAAGCGUACGGGCAAAGGCCGGGCGAAAGCCAAGCUUGCCGACGGGAGUGACGAUGAAGGGGAACGGAAUCAGGUCCGUCUCAUGACUACCGGCUGGUCCAUGGCCGACGCCAUGGGCAAGAAGUUGCAGAAGCUCGGUAUGAAGCUCGUGUCCGACGUGAAACAAUGCACCCACCUCGUCACGAACCGCAUUGCGCGCACACCCAACUUCUUACUAGCGAUGGCCGUUGCCCCCAUCAUUGUGGACCAGUCAUGGCUUGAUGCCUGUGUCAAGAAGGGGCGCAUCCUGCCCACAGACGCAGGCGAAUAUGAUCUCAACGACCCUGCGACCGAAGCCAAAUACGACUUCAAGCUUGCGGAGGCUAUUAAACGGGCAGCCGACAACAAGGGAACCUUGUUCGAGGGUAUGACCUUCCACGUAACAAGGUCGGUCGAAGUGGACCACAAGGUCUUACGCGGCGCCAUCGUUGCUCAUGGCGGAACGAUGAUUGACAACGCCACGCUCAGUGAACGAACGUUGCAAGGCAAGAAGGAGCACUACGUGAUAGCUUCCCCGGCGGACGACAGGAAAUUCCCACUCCUCCUCAAAGGCGGCCAUACAAUAUACACGCCGGAGCUCGUCCUGACCAGUGCUCUCGUCCAGGAGAUACGGUGGGAUAACCCGGCCUCUAUCCUUGCAGCGCCCUGA
Messenger RNA from Peniophora sp. CBMAI 1063, 3618 nucleotides. The record is from the annotation of a GenBank genome assembly. NCBI's taxonomy places the organism in Eukaryota, Fungi, Basidiomycota, Agaricomycetes, Russulales, Peniophoraceae.